Ciona intestinalis (vase tunicate) is the source of this 2677-nucleotide messenger RNA. Lineage: Eukaryota; Metazoa; Chordata; Ascidiacea; Phlebobranchia; Cionidae. The record is from RefSeq and is a predicted model, not a curated record.
AGUUAAUCUGUAGAUUAAAUGUAAAAUGGCAGAAACAUCAUUUUCACUAAGUGGAACAUCUUCAGUUAAAGAACAAACACACAAUAUUGAUCAUGCAUCUGAUCUUCUUCAAUUUGCCAACAAGUCACGACAAGAUGGUCGUUUUAAUGACAUUAUCAUUCGUGUUGGAGAGAAAAACAUUCCAGCAAACAAGAUGGUUCUUUCUUGCUAUUCUAAAUAUUUCGACACCAUGUUUAACACUGAGAUGGAAGAAAAAUAUAAAGAUGUUGUGGAACUUCAAGCUGUAGAUGCUGAAAGUGUGGAGAAACUUGUUGAUUUUAUGUACACAGGAAAAAUCAACAUCAACACCAACAAUGUGUGCGACCUUCUUGCAGUUUCUGAUUUCCUACAAAUGCUUUCUGUCAAGAAACUUUGCAUUGAAUAUUUGUUGACAACAGUCACGCAACAAAAUUGCUUCACAAUUCAAGCUUUAGCCGACCGUUUCACCAUUCCUAAGUUAACUGAGAAAUUCAACAACUUUGUUGUUGAAAAAUACCAAGAAGUUACUUCUGGUCAUCAAUUCAAGAAACUUUCAAAAGAUGGUGUCAUCAAGUUAUUACAAUUGACACAUGGCAAGGUUUCUCCAGAUUUGGUUUACACUGCUGUUAUGAACUGGGUGAAGUUUGAUUUGGCUUCAAAUGAAAGUUACUUGAGUCAACUUUUCAAGUUUGUGAAUCUUAGUGAAGUAUCUCCAAUGAUGUUUAAAGAUGAAGUGUCUGUUGAGCCUCUUGUUCAAAAACUGGACAAUCUGGGUUGGGUGUUCCACGAUGCUUUGGUGCAACGUGCAAAGGAAAUAGGUCGAUUAUAUUAUACAGAGAAAUCCCUCAUAUCACUUGGUGGUACAGAAAGUUUAUACAAAGUAACAAAGUUUGACUUACAAACAAAACAAUGGAGUCAACUUCCAGAUUUACCAGUUGGUCGAUCAACAGCAGCAGCUGUUGUCAUCGAUGAUGUUCUGUAUCAUCUUGCAGGAAGUUUACAAACUGAUGGUAAAGAAACAGCAACUAACAUUGUUUAUCGAAUGAAAUUAAAGAAAAAAGUUUUAAAAUGGGAGAAGGUAGCUUCAAUGAAUGUCAAGAGAUUCGUGUUUGGUGCUGCUGUUUUAAAUGGUGUCAUCUUUGUAUUUGGUGGAGCUGAUGAGAAUAAGAUAAAAGUUUCAUCCGGAGAAUAUUAUGUUGUUCCACUUAACAAGUGGAUUCAACUUAAACCAAUGAAGUUUGCCAGAAGUAGUCAUUGUUUGGUUGCUCACAAUGAUCGAUUGUAUUCACUUGGUGGACAUGAUGGUACCCAGUAUUUAUCUUCAGUUGAAAGAUAUGAUCCAUCAUUAGAUGAAUGGAAAGAUGUUGCUUCAAUGCAAACACCACGACGUUGGUUUGCUGCUGUGGUGUUUAACAAUGCUAUUUAUGCUAUUGGUGGCCAUGAUGGAAAACAAACUCUUAAAUCAGUUGAGAAAUACAAUGUUGAUGAUGACACAUGAUUUAUGUAGUGGGAGGUCUGGAUUCUGGGAAUAAAGUUGUGAAAUCAAUUGAAUGUUACGAUGAUCAAACUGACAAGUGGAGUGUUGUUGGUGAAACUGAAGUUAAAUUAUUCCACAAUUCUAUGGUUGCUAUUUAAAUAAAUACAUGGUGUAUUUUAUUUUACUUCCACUAUACAUUUGGUGAUGUAUUUAGGCAACCUAAUGUUUUAUCUGCAAUCAUCUUUGCCUAACGCAAUAUAACUUGGCCCUAUUUAAAUAGGUUUGAUGCUAAACAGAUUACUUCAACAUUAUACAAUGUGAUAAUAUUUGUCACAUUUAUUCAAAUCCACAAUUCAAAUCCUUUUUGUAUCGAACACAAUAAACCUUGUGCCUUGAUUUUAAUUGUACUUUAGAUAAUUUAUCAACUAAAAUACUUUCAUUGUAAUGUAUUUACUGUUUUAUUUGUACUUAAAAUAUUUCCCAAUUUGUAAAAUACAGUUAUGCAGCAUUUCUUUAAUAUUUACUCCAAUAAAACCUGUGUCAAUCACAAUGAGAUACGAAAGUAUUUGUUGAAUAUUCUUCUUUAUUUGUAAAUAUUGUAGCCUACCAUCUAUUUCUUUAUUUUUAUAUCUUUCAUAAUUUAUCUUCAUCUUACUUAAGUUUGAUUCUUCAACUCUUCAUAUCGCGAUGACAACAUGUAUAUCUAUUUUAAUUGUACAUUUAUAAAAUUGACAAACUAAAAUUUUUUUCUUGUAAUUUCUUCACUGUUUUUAUUGUUCCUAAAACGCGUUUUUUUCUUUUGGGAAAUACAGGUAUGAAAAAUUUUAAUGUUUAAUCCCAAAAAACUAAAUUACGAGUUCUUCUUUUUUAUAUCUUUUUUAUCUUACCUACAUUUGAUUGUAUUUUCAAUUUUUCAUAUUGUGAUUACUUGUAAUAAAACAUUAACGAAAACAUCAAUGGUGUAGUAAUAAUGUUUAGUGUGGAGUUUUAGGUUUGUUAUUGGAAUUGCUACCACCACCACCUUAUAAUAUUGCAUACACGUCUGUCGUGGUAAGCCUAUUUACAUUUUCGGUUUACAAACAUCAGAUUUAUAUUCUUGUGAAAUACUGUAAUUGGUUUCAUUUAAAGAAAGAUUUUCUAGGUUUUGCUUUUCGGUCUUACUAAUCAAAUGAAAGGUGUUUA